Molecule: messenger RNA, 1783 nt
Organism: Melanotaenia boesemani (Boeseman's rainbowfish)
Lineage: Eukaryota; Metazoa; Chordata; Actinopteri; Atheriniformes; Melanotaeniidae
Gene: hpgd
Product: 15-hydroxyprostaglandin dehydrogenase
Exons: 7
Coding region: 132-917 (261 amino acids)
Cellular component (GO): cytoplasm
Molecular function (GO): oxidoreductase activity, acting on the CH-OH group of donors, NAD or NADP as acceptor
Source: RefSeq, a predicted model, not a curated record
GAGGAAGGGAACCACAGCAGAGCGAGAAAAAGCCCUGAUUGUGCUGCAGGCAGCAGAAAGGUGAACACAGAGGAGGACUAGAAGAAAGAGAGGAAGCAGAGGGAGGAGGAAGACAAGGUGAAGCCGGGAUCAUGUGUCUGACGGGGAAGGUGGCUCUGGUGACCGGAGGGGCUCAGGGCAUCGGCAGGGCAGCGGUCCAUUCGCUGCUGCAGAGCUCAGCUAAGGUGGCCGUGGUGGACAUGAACAAGACCUCCGGCGAGGAGUGCGAAACACAGCUGGCUGCUGAGUUCGGAGAGGGGCACUGUAUCUUCAUCCAGUGUGACGUGUCCAACAGUGUUACACUGACAGGCGCCUUCCAGAGGACCGUGGACCAGUUUGGCCGUCUGGACAUCGUCAUCAACAAUGCUGGCAUCAAUAAUGAGAAGAACUGGGAGAAAACCAUACAAGUCAACCUGACUUCUGUGAUAAAGGGAACCUACUUGGCACUGGAGCACAUGAGUAAAGAGUACAACAAAGAAGGAGGCACCAUCAUUAACGUAUCAUCUAUGGCAGCCUUCCUGCAUUCCCCUCAUCAGCCCGUCUACACCGCCACAAAACAUGGCGUCAUCGGCUUCACCAGAGCGAUGGCGGAUGCAUCAGUUCAGGGCGACUACGGCGUCCGGAUCAACGCUCUGUGUCCGGCCUUCGUGGAUACGCCGCUGCUGCACUCUGUGGAGCAUGAAGACAACAUGGGAAAGUUCGUCAAGUUCAAGGAUGACUUCAAACGAAGUAUGAGCAAGUUUGGAGUUUUACAGCCGUCGCUGAUAGCCGAGGGCAUGAUGAGGCUGAUCACGGACAGCAGUCUGAACGGAGCUGUGAUGAAGAUUACCUGCUCCAAGGGAAUCCACUUCCACACCUAUGAGCCCAUGUCUGCCUGAGCUGCUGGAGUCCGGAGACCAGGUCACCAGGAAGUCGGCUCAGAACUGAAUCUGAGCAACUUUUUUUCUGUUUAAAAUGAAUCAUUGUUUGUUUCAUGUCUUCAGUUUCAGCACCUGCAGGUUUCUGAGUGAUGAUGGGCCUCGCUCGCCAACAUCUUCUUAAAUCUGGCCUUUUUAUACGAGUUUUAUACGAAAACCCUCCAUCAGAUUCACAAACAUGUUCGUUGACCAUGAAAUUAUUUGUAUCGAGGAGGGAAACUGACAGAAUGCCAAAAGGAUGAAUGAAAACAAAACGGAAUAAUAAAGAUUAUGCUGGGAAGCCUGAUUUUCCUCAUCACAGCUUGGUCUUAAACCAAAACUUAAAAAUCAUGUCUAGAUAUGAACCCCGAACAUGAGAACAGCUGAACUUCUGCUGAAGGAGACAUCAUCUGACAGGUUCACGAUGGCAGCUUUUCCAUCCACACUGACUCGGCUCCGCCCCUGCAGCUCAGGGAAAUAUGUCAGAAAGCAACAUGCUAACACGCGUGUGGGUGAUCUGUUCAACCUCAGCUGACUGUGACGCUGGAAUAAAUUAGUUCAUUUAUCAGAUCGAUGCUGCGUCAUGAAGACUGAAAUCCACCUGAACCAGGACAACAUGUCCACCCUUUGACAGAUCUCAUUCAGAGCCUUAAAGUGCUGAUAAUAAAACUCAUAAAGAGUUUAAUUUAUGUUUUGGAUGUUUUUGUUCACUCAUUUUAUCCAAAGAUUAUAAAGAUUUAUAUUUCUGUGGAAGUGAUUUAUUGGACAAAUGUCACAUUCUGUUUUAUAUGAAACAAAAUGUGGAUUUGUGUUUCAUACUAAUAAAUAAAAGAUAUAUUUAAAAAACU